AACAAAAGAGCAAUACUAAUUCACAUCCUACUCUCUCAUAAUGAAGAUAUAGUUAAUUGAUUAGAAAAACCAAGUUGAGCCGAGGCGGUGCAGAAGGGAAGGCGUCAGCAGACAGAGGAAGGUCUUAGCUGUGGUGCGCAUGUUACGUUCAGCCACAAAGAUGAGGACCGAGUGCAAAGUGUAUGUGGGUAACUUGGGCAACGCGGAUGCCAAGCAUGAGCUGGAAUCCGCGUUCUCCAAGUAUGGCCCACUGGUCAAUGUUUGGGUAGCCCGGAAUCCACCUGGCUUUGCCUUUGUAGAGUUUGAGGAUCCAAGGGAUGCUGAGGACUCAGUACGGGCUCUGGAUGGCACGCGGCUGUGUGGCGUCCGAGUGAAGGUGGAGAUGUCGACAGGGCGUUCCCGACGCGACCGCUUCCAUUCUCCUCCGAGGCGGGGUGGAGCAGGCGCCAGGCGGUCAAGGUCACGCUCGCCUCGCAGGUUUGGGGGCAGCCGCGGCCGCUCUCGUUCACGCUCCCCCAGGCGCUCCAGGUCCAGAUCGCCAAGGCCAGCUCGUCGGGGCUCCCCAAGUUUCCGACCGAUAACUACCACAAAAACACCACUCGCCCGCCAACCACCACCGCCUAUGCACUCUCACUCACCACAACCAACCACAGAGUACGAUGACUACCGCCGCCGAAGUGAGUCCCCACAGACCAAGAGACGUUCUCGCUCCAGGUCCUAAGCCCAGGCUGCUGUUGACCAAGGCUGGAAGUGGCAGGACAUGCACGAUGGAUGUUUCAGAAACUGAUCUUCAGUGUGGUCAACACAGCAUAUAUUUUUUUAUGGGUGGUGAGUUGGAACUAAAUGUUGGUGACCAACUGGUAGGGAUAUUUGUGGACUAUUGCUCCUGACAGUCUCCAGCAGCAGCCCAGAGUUGUGCCUGGUGACAGGCAAGAAUUGACAAGACACCAAACCACUGUGGCAGCAGCUGCAGCUCUUAGUGAUGGUGCCAUUCAUGCUGCCCCCUGACCAUUCAUUGUUCCCCCACCCCCACCUUCAGUGGUCGUUAUGUAUUGCGCCCUUUUUGAUAUGGAAGAACUUGAGGCUUGAUAAUGAUCAUAGUUAGCUGUAAGGGUAUUAGCUUUCAGCUUGUUUUCCAAGAAUCUGCUACAAUCUAGGUGAAGCCCUCCCUACUCUUGAAAGUUUCAGCUCAAUGGUUGUUUCUUCCAUAGAGAGAACUUAGCUGCUCCCUGAUUUAGGUCUUGAUGUUUAUUUCACAUUGUCAUUGUACAAUUUCUACUCUAUUUUUCUCAUCACAGCAGUCUUGAGGCUUUCACACUUCAUUUUUUUCAUAAAACUACCACUCUUAAUGCUAGAUUCAUCACACAAAUUGCUAUCUUGGCAUUUGCUGAACUGCUUCAUUAUGCAAUUUUUGCAAUGGAAUGAAUCUCUUUAAUUAAAGAGUUGAAUAUGUUUAUGUGGUGAAAUGCUGAAAACUUUGGCAAGUUUGUAUGAUAGAGCACUGUAUACCUUGAACUUGCUCGCUUAUUACAUUUGUAAAACUAGUGAAAUGACUAAUUGUUCUAGACCUUAGGAGAGAAUGGAAUGGUAUGGUGCAAUUUUAACAAAUAUUAUUUCGUUCCCCCACAAGACAGAGAAAGCGGCGUUAGCGCCGGACAGUCAGUCAAUCACUCCGUUGGUCGGGUUCUGAGCGCUUGGGUCACUUUAUUUUUCAGUGUUGCCAUUAUGUCAUGAACAUGUCAUUCAGAAUCAUGGAUUCAUGUGUAAAUUUCAGUGACUGGUUAAUUUACAUUAGCGUUUGGAGAAAGUUGUGUAUUUUCAGUAGAAAGUUUUCUAUAUUCUAAAUAUAAUCUAAUUAUAAGUUCUUUUUAAUUGUAUUUGAAUUGAACAAAAUGGUCCAUACCUGA
Eriocheir sinensis (Chinese mitten crab) is the source of this 1907-nucleotide messenger RNA. Its product is annotated as RNA-binding protein 1-like. The coding region runs from base 140 to 721 and encodes 193 amino acids. Gene Ontology annotation, molecular function: RNA binding. The transcript is spliced from 7 exons. NCBI's taxonomy places the organism in Eukaryota, Metazoa, Arthropoda, Malacostraca, Decapoda, Varunidae. Gene Ontology annotation, cellular component: nuclear speck. The record is from RefSeq and is a predicted model, not a curated record. Gene Ontology annotation, biological process: mRNA splicing, via spliceosome.